This is a messenger RNA of Phalaenopsis equestris, 702 nucleotides long. Its product is annotated as thylakoid lumenal 15.0 kDa protein 2, chloroplastic. The coding region runs from base 14 to 694 and encodes 226 amino acids. The transcript has 6 exons. Lineage: Eukaryota; Viridiplantae; Streptophyta; Magnoliopsida; Asparagales; Orchidaceae. The record is from RefSeq and is a predicted model, not a curated record.
UCACCAGAUACAAAUGGUGGCUUCCGUUCUAUUUCCUCAGUCUCUUCCAAUUCGAAUGGCUUUACCCGAUAUUUCCUGCACAUCUUCAAGAAAAACCAGCUCUAGCCACCGUGAAGUUCCGAUAUCCCCCACCAUGAACAUUUCCAAUAGCUGGGCGGAGGAGCUGAGGUCCAAGUCGCUGAAAUCGGCAAUUUCCGGCGCUCUUGUUCUCGGAAUCUUUCUCACUGGUUCCAGAUCUGUUGAUGCAAAAGUUGGGGUUAACAAACCAGAAUUGCUGCCGAAAGAGUUUAGCACCAUUGUUGAUGUUGCUGGAUUUCUCUCUGCAGGCCAGGAGAAUCGAAUUCGUCAAGAGAUUGCAGAUCUUGAAAAGGAUACAGGAUUUAAGCUCCGACUCCUUACACAAAAUUAUCCCGAAACACCAGGAUUAGCAAUUAGAGACUUCUGGCAAGUCGAUGACAGAACAAUUGUCUUUGUUGCUGAUCCCACCUUUGGUAAUAUAUUGAAUUUCAAUGUCGGUGCCACCGUUGAUUUGGACAUACCAAGAAGCUUUUGGAGUCGCUUAGCUGGGAAAUAUGGCAACAUAUUUUACUGGAAAGAAAAGGGUGAAGAUGCAUCCGUUGAAGCUGCGGUGAAGGCAAUAGCAAGUUGUUUGAGAGAACCUGUUGGAAGAAACAACUGUUCAGAGGUGAGCUAACACUUCCU